Molecule: messenger RNA, 1706 nt
Organism: Desarmillaria tabescens
Lineage: Eukaryota; Fungi; Basidiomycota; Agaricomycetes; Agaricales; Physalacriaceae
Exons: 3
Coding region: 395-1618 (407 amino acids)
Source: RefSeq, a predicted model, not a curated record
UGCCGUCUUGGGCGACCGUUGAUUUAGUCCUCGACUCUGCUGUUCCUCUUAUAAUGAACAGCAUGAUGGGGCGUACGAAGAGAACACUCAGCAUGCAUCGAGACUUGGCACGCCUUGCUAGGGAUGUAGCGGCCUAGACCGAACCUCGGCCAGAAGAGAGAAACCAGAACAGAAACUACAAAAGGAGGGUGAUAGCAAAAAGUUCGAAUCCUUCUUUCCAUCGCCCACGCCUCCCUCUCUUAUCGCGUUCCGUUGUGCAGAAUCGUGCAGUGGGCUGUCUUUGAGUCGGACGGCCACCGAAAAAGAAGAACGCCAGACUAGUUGCUAUGUCCGUCCUUUCUUUUACCGCAGAUUUCCAUCAUCUUACUCGAUAACUUUCUCCCAGCCUUCAAAGAUGGAAAAGCGCUGCUCCGGGAUUUGUACACUUCCACAAGAGCUCGUCGACAUCAUUAUCGACGAGAACCAAAACGAUAAGGCCGCCUUACGCGCGUGUUCCCUCGUUAGCCGUUCUUGGACAUAUACCUCGCAGCGCCACAUAUAUUCUCAGAUACGAUUCAGUCAUAACAAACGACGCUACUACUACGCGCAAGGACAUAGCCAGCGCGACAUGGAGCAAUUCCACACGCUUAUAUGUGCCUAUCCUCAUGUUGCUACGCUCGUGAGAGCUAUUGAGGUCUCGCCACAUCUCGACGCGCAGCUCCUCGCGCUCAUCCUUGAAAAACUGAUCAAGCUCGAGAACGUGUCACUUGAUCUCUGCGGAUAUCACUGGGACGAGAUUUCGCCAUAUAUGCAGGGCACCAUCCUCGCCACCCUUCGCUCUCCACGAAUAGCCUCUCUCGAGCUGAGAGAAGGAUCGUUUCCUCACUGUGCAGACUUCUUAGCCCUUUUGGGCGCUUGCGGUAGUCAUCUUAAGCAUUUAUCCCUCUCCAAUGUGUCAUGGGAUGACCUGGAAAUAGCACCCACGGCUGCGUUUUCAAGCAGACUGAAACUGCAGCUGGAUUCGCUAGCACUCAGCUUGUAUGAACAUUCCUAUUUUCCGCUGGCGCAGUUGUUAUCUUCGAUCAAUGUUAGUCGUCUCCGACGGCUAUCAGCGCUCACCGCUGGAUCUGCAGAUCUUAAGAAGCGCGCGCAUAUCAUGAAAGAAAUACUCAAGCAGUUGAAUGGUGGACCUUUGAAACACCUCGUGUUGAAUGUUUGUCUUGGAGAGCCAUUAUCCAACUUGAUUGAUAUUUCGCAACUUUGUUCGAUACACAUGAAACUGUGGUGGAUUCGCCCAGACCAGCAUCCAAGGCCCGAAAAUUGGUUACGUUGGUUGACUAUGUCGUUCAGGGAGCUUGCUAAACACGGGGUGUUAGAGGAGGUCACAUUCGAGAUCUUCUAUGCGAGCAAUAUUACCGUGUAUACUGAUGAAUGGGCUGCUCUCGAUGCAGCACUGGGGGGAAUACGGUCAUUGAGAAAGGUCAACGUGAAGGUGGACAAUUAUGAUUGCGCACGAGCACGAUGGAAACGUUCGAAGGAGUAUUCAAGCACUGUCGGAGACGGUGUGAAGGUAAUUCUGCCGACACUAGCCAAACACGGAGUUCUUUCUGUAGAGAUUGCCGCUAGUUUUCCUAACUAAUAUAAUCGGAUCUUAUCACACUAGUAAUGUUCCACAGUCCGUUUGAUGCGAUUUCGGUGCAUAAACGUCCCUAGAAGAAAUGUCUAAC